AUGUAUACAAAAGAUUAUGUUUUAUCGACCACAACGUUCUACAAUGAAGAAAAUGGUUCUGAAUUGGCGAAUUUCUUUUCGUUGAGAGAUAAUUCAUCAAAAGAGUGGAACCUCAAAAAUACUGUUGACUAUCUUCAAAAAAUUUCUGAAGAUAAUGAACUUGAUUUCGAGAGUGAAAUAAUAUUGCACCUAAGGGUCCUCAAAUCAAUAGGAGAAAAAAAAUUUGAUGAUGCUUUCAGAGGACAGUUGGCAAUUUUACAAAACAUUGUUAAAUAUCUUCAAUCUGAUAGUGAAAACUGGAUGGUGCCACUUGCGAACACAGUUUGCGUAGAUCUUAGAUAUCUGUUAAAUGCGUAUGAUAAAUAUGAGUCCACAAAUAAAAAAUUGAAAUUAGAAAGGUACAAUGAUUUUCAAAAAAAAUACAUAGAUAUAAUGAUGAUGUAUUUCCGUAUUUGUUCUAAUGACAUUCGAGCUCCAGCACGGCAAUCCAAACGUUGGACAAUAAUGUUUAUCGUAAAUCAGAUGUUGAAAGUGUAUCAUAAAAUCAAGAAAUUUCAUUUGACUACAGGUUUGACAAAAACUAUUUUCAUGUGCCCAGACAAGAACACAUUUCCAAUUGCACAUAUUGUCACUUUUUAUUAUUAUACUGGAUGUAAAGAAAUAUUUGAAGGAAAAUUUAAUGAUGCUAGAGAAAAUUUAACAAUUGCAUUCGAAGGAUGUCAUAGAAGCUCUAUCAAAAACAAGACAUUGAUUUUAAAGAAACUCAUCCCAUUAAAUAUGUUGCAUGGAAUAAUGCCAUCAAAAGAUCUUCUCGAUAAGUAUAAUUUGGAUAUAUUCAAAGAACUGACUGAGUCCAUUAAAAUGGGCAAUGUCCAAAAAUUUAGAGAGUGCAUUGAUGUUAAUGAAGUAUAUUACAUGAAAUGCGGAAUUUAUUUGUUACUACAAAAAUUGAUAAAUCUUGCAUACAGGAACUUGUUUAAGAAAUUUUUCUUAAUUGCUAACAAUCAUAUUAUACCAGUUGAUACUAUAGCAGCUAUAUUGAAAAAGUUUGACGACCCUGAUACAGAUUAUGACAAAGCGCAGUCUCUAUUAGUUAACAUGAUUUAUAGAGGGACGCUACGCGGAUAUUUAUCACAUGCUCACAAGAAAGUUGUAUUGAGUAAAAAAGAUCCAUUCCCCACUGGUAAACAAGUUUUUGACAAAGCUACAAAGUCUAUCAAUGAAAUUGGACAUAAUUAG
Messenger RNA from Macrosiphum euphorbiae (potato aphid), 1239 nucleotides. NCBI's taxonomy places the organism in Eukaryota, Metazoa, Arthropoda, Insecta, Hemiptera, Aphididae. The record is from the annotation of a GenBank genome assembly.